AUGGCUGAUAUAGGUGCCGCCAAUUUCGGCGCGGUUGACUACUGCGUCUUCGUGGCGAUGCUGGGCAUCUCGCUCGGCAUCGGCUUCAACCACUGCGUCCGCGGCAAUAAAACCACCGAAGACUUCCUUCUUGCCAGCAAAUCCAUGUCGCCGGUGCCGAUCGCUUUCUCCCUUACAGCUACCCUCGUUUCUUCUGUAUCUAUUUUGGGCAUGGUGUUCGGUAUGUUGAUAGCCAUCCAUGUCUUCAUCCCUGUCAUCUACCCUCUCCGGCUCGACAGCAUAAACGAGUAUCUGGAACGCCGAUUUAGAUCCCACCUAGUCAAAAAUUUGGUGAUGUUUAUGACCUCCGUGGCAAUCCUCAUAAACCUCGGCAUCGGCCUCUACGCCCCUACCCUCGCCCUCGAGUCUGUCACGCCCAUCACUUCUGUGACAUACGUUCUGGUCCUUGGAUUUAUAGUCACCAUUUAUUCUUCUUUCGGUGGCAUGAAGGCCGUGGUGUGGACGGACGUGUUCCAGACGAUAGUGAUCGUCCUCGGUGUAAUCGUGAUCGUAAUCUCAACGACAGUCAUCGCAGGAGGACCGGUCCAGGUCUGGAGAAUUGGCUCCGAGUACCACAGGACAGACGCAUUGGACUGGAGAUUCGGUCUAUUCGUACGUCAUACGGUCUUCAACACUGUGUUGAAAGACCUGAUAAUUGUCACUGCGCAGUACGCAUUCCACCAAAGUACUGUUCAAAGGCUCGCCACUCUACGAAAUUUGCAAAUGGCUAGAAUGGUCCUGUACCUGAACAUGAUCGGUGUGGUGUUCAUCCUCACUCUUCUCAUCCUCGGCGGCUUGUGCAUCUUUGCCGUGUACGCAGGAUGCGAUCCCAUCACGCUGGGCUUGAUCUCCAGGAAGGAUCAGAUCCUGCCUUAUUUUGUCAUAGACUAUUUGGGCUUCCUUCAUGGGAUUCCAGGACUCUUUGUGGCUUGUCUAGUCUGUGGAACCCUGAGUACAAUUUCCUCGCUCUUGAAUUCCCUCACAACGAUGGUGUGGAAGGACAUCAUGUGUGAGAUUACAUUCUUCAAGACGGCUUCUGAGAAUGUGCGCACCAUCACCACAAAAGGGAUGACAUUUUUAUUCGGUAUGAUUAUGAUAGCCUUGGCGCUAUCAGCCUCACGAAUAGACGGACUCAUACAAGCCGCCACAACUGUAAUGGGCAUCCAAGGAGGUCCCAACUAUUGGCAUAUUCUUCUUGGGCAUCUGCUUGCCCUUCUGUAAUAAAAAGGGGGCCUUGGCUGGCAUCAU
This is a messenger RNA of Hyalella azteca, 1287 nucleotides long. Its product is annotated as sodium-coupled monocarboxylate transporter 2-like. The transcript is spliced from 8 exons. Bases 1 to 1260 code for a protein of 419 amino acids. Gene Ontology annotation, cellular component: membrane. NCBI's taxonomy places the organism in Eukaryota, Metazoa, Arthropoda, Malacostraca, Amphipoda, Hyalellidae. Gene Ontology annotation, molecular function: symporter activity. The record is from RefSeq and is a predicted model, not a curated record. Gene Ontology annotation, biological process: sodium ion transport; transmembrane transport.